Molecule: messenger RNA, 1036 nt
Organism: Pieris napi
Lineage: Eukaryota; Metazoa; Arthropoda; Insecta; Lepidoptera; Pieridae
Product: leucine-rich repeat extensin-like protein 3
Exons: 2
Coding region: 56-973 (305 amino acids)
Source: RefSeq, a predicted model, not a curated record
AUUCCGAUAAUAUUUGUCAACCGUUACUGUAAUAUUUUGUAUAUAUAUGUAGGGUAUGAAGUCAUUUGGGCAAGUCACUGACCAGGUGGCCACCAUGAUUCUUCUGUUUAUAACAACGAUUUUAUAUGCACAUGUGAAUUGCCAGUACUAUGCUUCGCCAUACGUGGUUCAAUCACCAUCUUACGGGUGCAGCUGCUGCUCACCACCAGUCACCUUACAGGCGCCACCGUCUCCCCCUAUCUACGUGUCCCUUCCCGCCCCAUCUCCAUUUACCGUUACCCCACCGCCACUCCCGCCAAUGAUGAUAGAAUUGCCAAUGCCGCCACCGAUAACGCUAACGCCACCCCCAGGGCCGCCAAUGUGCAUAACUCCGCCUGCAUCGCCCCCUAUAACGAUAAACCCACCUCCAUCUCCCCCAUUAACAAUCAACCCCCCACCAUUACCACCUAUGUGUGUAACACCGCCUCAGCAACCACCAGUAUUUGUCACUCCACCGAUUCCUCCGCCAAUCUUCUUGGAACUACCGCUUCCUCCUGCAUUUGUGAUUGAGCUUCCUGCUCCCCCACCGAUCGUAGUACAACCGCCCCCUUUGCCUCCUGUGAUGGUUCAGCCGCCUCCGCUACCACCGAUGCCCGUGCAACCGCCGCCGCCACCUCCAAUGAUGAUAACACCUCCCAAUCCGCCUCCAAUAUGUGUGCAACCACCUCCGCCAGGCCCUAUAACCUUUCAACCUCCACCGCCGGAGCCGAUGUAUGUGCAACCGCCGUCUCCUUGUCCGAUCAACGUGCAGCCACCUCCGCUGCCCCCAAUCUGCGUCCAGCCCCCAUCGCCACCACCCAUGUGUAUUCAACCACCACCACUAGAACCCUUCUGCCUGCAGCCGCCUCCUCCGGCACCUAUCUGCUUCCAGUCUGGACCGCCUUGCUCGUGCGGUCAGCCCUUCUCAGCGCAACCGACGCCUAUAUACUUAUAAAUUACAUAAAACAACUGUUAAUUAAGAAUUGUAAUACAAUCAAAAUAAAUUAUUGAUACACGA